Paracoccidioides lutzii Pb01 is the source of this 1479-nucleotide messenger RNA. RefSeq lists its product as hypothetical. Gene Ontology annotation, biological process: protein sumoylation; double-strand break repair via homologous recombination. The transcript has 2 exons. The record is from RefSeq and is a predicted model, not a curated record. Gene Ontology annotation, molecular function: SUMO ligase activity; zinc ion binding. Gene Ontology annotation, cellular component: Smc5-Smc6 complex; nucleus. The coding region runs from base 1 to 1479 and encodes 492 amino acids.
AUGGCGUCCCCAGCAAUCACCCACCGCACCAUCCGCAUCAGAGAUCAUUACGAUGACCCUCAACAAUCCAGAUCCAACAGACCAUCCCGGCGCUCUAAUGUCCAGGGGCGCCGCAGCGACCAACCCAGCCAGCGUAUCCUUCAAAUGCCCCCCUACCAACCCCAGGUUGCCCCGUUUAAUGCCGCUGCAACGCACAAACUGGGCAUGUUGCCCAAUUUCGAACGACUGACGUCGCUGCGCAAGCGCCUGUCUGAGGCAGCCAGUGUAUUGACGGAUUGUGCGGGGAUGAUUAAUGACCGACUUGUGGAUGCUAAAGUGAGGGAGGUGAAGGCGAAGGCAGCGUUGCAGAAGAAGAGGAAGGGUGGUGGGGAUGAGGAGGUUGGAGUAUAUGAGAGUAGGGAGUCUGAUGGGGGAGGUGAAGCGGAUGGGGAACAGGAGGAAAGAGAAAAUAAGAAGAUUGCGUUGAUGGAGGAGCAGGUGAAGAGGUUGACCGGGCAGUUGGAAGAGCAGAUGCGCAAGAUUGUUGAUGCGGAGGUGAGGACGGCGGAACUGACGGAUGGGUUGAAUCGGUUGCAUCAGGAGGCACAGAAGGCUAUGGCGGCGGCGCCAGAUGCACGACAGGCGAAGCGGAGGAGGACGAGGCAGAGAGCUGGGCAGGAGAGUGGGGAUGAGAGUGGGGAUGUGGAUGGGGAUGGGGAUGAGGGUGAGGGUGAGGAUGAGAGUGAGUUUGCUGCUGAUGGAAGAGCUGGGAGGCUGGACGGCGGUGCGUGUAAGGUACUGCGGAAAGAGCUGAAGGAGAAGAAAGACCAAUGGAAGGAUAUGUCGUUGACGGAUCGCUACACCAAAAACAACAGCUACAUCGAAUUCUUCCGCGUGGUGCACGAAACACAGCAUCCUGGCGACGAAAUACCUCCACUCCCCCACCCGUCGACCUGGUUCGCAGACAAAGAACAUCCACAACAACGCAACCACCACCAGCAAACUACAGCUGCAGAGGAAGACGCAGAGUCCUCUGAUGACCUAGCCGUUCGUGGCGAACGCGUCUCCCUCCGCUGCCCUAUUACGCUGCUUCCCUUCUCAGAACCAGUGAAGAGCAAGAAAUGCCCGCAUAGUUUUGAGCGACGCGCGAUCGUCGCGAUGCUAGAGCGGAGCAAGGAGCGGGUUACUGUUCCUAACCCGAAUCGACCGGGCGCGGGGCGUCGUGUUAAUUGCGUAAACUGUCCUGUGUGUACGGUGCAGAUUACGCAGUUUGAUCUGGAGGGUGAUAUUGUGGCGGCUAGAAGGAUUAGGAGGGCAGAGGAGAGGAAAAGAAGGGAGGAGGACGAUGAGGAGGAUGGGGAGGAUGAGGACGACGACGACGACGGCGUUGUCAUGAAUCAGGCAAGGGAGCGGGGGAAUACGAGGGUUAAGUUAGUGAGGGCGGAGACGAGGGAGCCUAGCAGGGUGCCUGAUACGCAGAUGGAUGAUGUGGAUGAUUGA